UGAGGAUAGUGAAAGAGCUUGCAGUAAAGUCAACGGCAAGCUGGGACAGAUUAAAUAGGACAGCUGGCUAACUGUCUGGGGGAAUAUGCCCAGUCUAGGGGGUUCUUCCAGUUUCAUCCUUUGCAACCACGGCUUUUUGCUGAUCCUCUAAAAGAGAACAGCCUUCAUAGCAUUGGGCCGUUAACUCCCAUCACCUACCUAAGGCUUUCUACUGUUGGGCUUAGUCAAGGUUGCCUUUUCGUAAAGCACAAACUUCCUGCAAGAAGAGCGAGGGAAGGACGACAACGAUUUUGAUCCUCUCGAAUCGUGCUUGGAGAGAAAAAUCGAGUUCAGGAAGGCAGCAGGAAACCAACUCAAAGGCUACUAAGACACUCAUCAUUGUCGACCAACACGAGGAUGCUGUUCUGCAGAAUCUUCAGCCUUCUCCUGGCCUCCACCAGCAUUGUCUUCCUCUUGAUGGCACUGAUCACCGAUUACUGGAUCGUGGCCUACGGACCAAGUGACAUAUCACACAGUGGGCUCUGGCAAGAGUGCGUAAAUGGGAAAUGCUUUGUCCCCAAAGUCAUUGAUGGAUACAUCACAGCAACUCGUUUCUUCCUGAUCUUGGCCUCUGUGGUGACCCUGGCUGCCGUCAUCUUUCCUUUCAUCUCCUUCAUGCCUUUCAAUUGUGGUUAUGUAGGCAGACCUUUCAUUUCUUCCAUAGCUGCCUUUGUGGCUGGAUUCUUCACUCUCAUCGCUGUAGCUGUGUUCACCAGUGAAUCCUGGGGAAAGAACAAGGAUCCUCAAAUCCAGGUCACCUUUGAGUGGUCUUUCUACCUUGGAUGGGCAGCCUUUCCUUUGCUCCUAUUGGCUGGUAUAUUCAGCCUUAUUGCCCACUUGCGCUCUCCACAGUCUGGCUAUGAAUCCAUGUAACCCUCUGAAAACAAAGUACUCACAACAACUUCACAACAAA
This is a messenger RNA of Pogona vitticeps (central bearded dragon), 952 nucleotides long. RefSeq names its product protein NKG7. Gene Ontology annotation, cellular component: plasma membrane. Lineage: Eukaryota; Metazoa; Chordata; Lepidosauria; Squamata; Agamidae. The record is from RefSeq and is a predicted model, not a curated record.